Aspergillus homomorphus CBS 101889 is the source of this 918-nucleotide messenger RNA. Its product is annotated as hemolysin III family protein. The transcript has 3 exons. Bases 1 to 918 code for a protein of 305 amino acids. Gene Ontology annotation, molecular function: signaling receptor activity; oxidoreductase activity. The record is from RefSeq and is a predicted model, not a curated record. Gene Ontology annotation, cellular component: membrane. NCBI's taxonomy places the organism in Eukaryota, Fungi, Ascomycota, Eurotiomycetes, Eurotiales, Aspergillaceae.
AUGUUGCGCCAAGAGCAGGGCAAUGAUUCCCUCAGCCGACGACUUGCCAGAAGUCCAUCCAAGGCCGCCAAGGCACGCAGAGUUCUUCUCACAUUCGAACAACUGCCACAAUGGCAUCAAGAUAAUGAGUACAUUCUUCAUGGCUACCGCCCAAUCUCAGGAUCGGCUCGGGUAUCUUUCUGCAGUUGGACAUACCUCCACAAUGAGUCGGUCAACAUAUACUCUCACCUGAUACCAGCAAUCGUCUUUCUCUUCAGCCAGUGGUAUCUUCAGAUGUUUCUGAAAAGGGAAUACCCCAAUAUGACAAUUUCUGAUCACUUUAUUUUUGCUUUCUUCCUUUUGACUGCCGCUAUCUGCCUGGGGCUGUCAACGACCUAUCACACCAUGAUGAAUCACUCCUACGAGGUCGAACAACUGUGGCUGCGAUUCGAUCUGAUAGGCAUAGUCGUCUUGACAAUCGGAGACUUUGUCUCCGGGAUAUACAUGGUGUUCUGGUGUGAACCCCUGCAACGCAAGAUCUACUGGUCCAUGAUUGGGGUUCUCGGGUUGCUUACUAUCUUCGUCAUGGUAACUCCCAGAUUCCAGGGCCCGAAGUUUCGCCUUUUCCGAGCACUGACGUUCGUGGCGACGGGCUUGUCCGGCUUUGCGCCCUUGAUACAUGGGAUCAAGCUGUUUGGCAUCUCGCAAAUGAUGAUACAAUCUGGAAUGCCCUAUUACCUGAUUGAGGGAGCCUUCCUCCUAACUGGCGCCUUGAUAUAUGCAACCAAGUUUCCUGAGAGUCGAUAUCCAGGUCGAUUCGACAUAUAUGGGUCCUCCCAUCAACUGUUUCACAUCCUCGUGGUCUUCGCUGCUGUAACCCAAUUGGUCGGGAUACUGAAUGCCUUCGACUAUAAUUACCGCAAUCGAACAUGCUCAUAG